Dioscorea cayenensis subsp. rotundata (Guinea yam) is the source of this 1863-nucleotide messenger RNA. RefSeq lists its product as uncharacterized. Bases 318 to 1673 code for a protein of 451 amino acids. The transcript is spliced from 13 exons. The record is from RefSeq and is a predicted model, not a curated record. NCBI's taxonomy places the organism in Eukaryota, Viridiplantae, Streptophyta, Magnoliopsida, Dioscoreales, Dioscoreaceae.
CCUGCGGACGUGCGGCGUGCUUUUCUGUGAACCUGAUCGAAUCCCAGGAAAGAGGAAGGGGAAGGAAGGGAGGGGACCAAGAGAGAGUUCGGUGGCCCAAGUUUUGUACUUUUCCGGCGCUGGAGAGAGGUUGGAGAUGAAGAUGGAGAUGAAGACAAUGAAAGGAGGAUCACAGGCAGCCUUCCAGUUCGAUCAGGAGUAACUGUUUCGUUGAUCUCCAUCUCUUUCUCUAUCUAUCAAUCUUUGUUGCUGUUUCUCUCUGACGAUCCGCCUCGCCUGUCUCGGUUUGGGGGAGAGAAGAAGGGUUUUGUUGUUCGAUGUCGAGCUGUGUAGCGGCUAAAUGGAUUAGACCUCCUUUUGAUGGUCGGAGGGUUUCUGAUUAUUGUGGCAUUGGAUGCAGGGGUCCUUUGUUCGGAGCUUCGCAUUCUUAUUCUAUGCCAAAUGCUCAUGAUCAGAUCUUAUCAAAAGCUCGUGUUGCUGCUGAUUACUCUGACUCAGUACCUGAUUCACCCAAGUAUGCAGAAAACCGGGGUUACCAUCCUCUUGAAGAACUGAAAGACCGUGCAAAAGACAGGGAUAGGCUACUCAGUGAUGCAGAAAUAGCCAGAACAACAGUUGAGGGUAAAAACAAAGCAUUGCUGGUUUUUCCUGGAAGGGUACACCAUGAACCACAUGGACAUGCCUCAUGGGCUGAGUAUCAGUAUGUUGUUGAUGAGUAUGGAGAUAUGUUUUUUGAGUUCUUUGAGGAUGAAAACAUCUUGGAAGAUCAUAGUGCAAGUAACCCUGUGACAGUUCUAAUUGGGUUGGAAAGUCCAAUGCAUCUGACAGGCAGAAUGUUAACUGAUGAGUAUGAUGACAAUAUAGUCAGUAGCACUGAUAUUCUGUAUGAUGAUGAGGAUGAUGAGGUUGAUGAUUUGGAGAUACCUGAUCUUCUCAUAAAGUGGGGGAUGCCAGAAGCCUUCCGUCAGAUUCAUCCUAUGUAUUUUGCCAAAAGCAUGGCAAAGGUUGUUCAAACAAAUUAUGAAAAGAAGAUGGAUUGGCCAUCAAACGGUGUUUCAAUUGUGGGGUACCUGAGGCCUGCUUUCUUUGAUGAAGAAUCCUGUAUAAGAAGAUUAUUCCAUCAUGAUGACAGUGAAGACUAUGUGUCUGACUACAGAGGUACUUCAGAUGAAACUGAAAAUGAAGAACUAUUAUCGGGAGCUUAUGAUUUAAAUGAUGAUGAAAUAUUCGACUUCCGCACCAAAAGUGAAAGCAGCAUGAGUUCCACGAUCUACAAAUUAGAGAUAAUGACAAUGGAGCUAAUUUCUGUAUAUGGUGAUCAGACCAUGAUUGAUUUGCAAGAUUUUCUAGAUGCUGAACCUGAUGUUCUUGCGCAUUCUGCCCCAGCGAUUAUAGACAGGUUUAGUGAGUAUGGAGUGCAGGGAAGCAUUGCACUUAAAGCUCUUUGCCGCAAGAAAAAGGGCCUUAUUGUUGAGAGAGCAAACUUGAUUGGUGUAGAUAGUCUUGGCAUGGAUGUAAGAGUCUUCUCUGGGUUGGAGGCGCAAACACUCCGUUUUUCAUUUAACGCUCGAGCUCUGUCUCAAAGUGCCGCAGAAAAAAAGAUCAAGCGUAUGCUUUUCCCUCGUUAUCACCGUAGAAACUCAAAAACCUCUACCGACGGUGUCAGGGACUAAAUGCUUCUCACUUUCACCUGUAACAAAGUUCUCUUGUUUUUUUUGGAAUAAGUUAUACAACAGUUUUUCUCUGCUCUCUUUUUUGUCCCUAUUUCUUUCAUGCUAUCUUCCUGCAAAUUUGUGUUUGCAUGUGAGAUAUCACUGACCAUAAAGAGUAAAUCAGUAAAUCCAUAUUUUAGGUUUUUCAGCA